UGUUGAUAAGAGCUUGCAUUCAUUAUAGUAAGCAGAGAAUUCCUCUUAUAUUUGUGUAGAGGAGGGAUUCUCUUGUGAUGUGUGUGACUAUAUCUUACUCCUGUGUGUGUAUAUUUAUCCAAUUACUGUGCAUAAACCACUCUCAUUUCUAUGGUAAAUGCAAAUCGAUGCUGAUUAUCUUUAUACUACUGUAUGUUCCUCGUGCUAACCCACUUAUUUGCAAGAACUGGUGCUUUUUCUCUGUUUUCCCCAAAUCCUCUCUAUCAUAUUUUUUGCCAGUCCUCCCCUCCGCACAAAGAUGUGUUUUCUGUGUUACAUUGGAAUUCACACAUUUUGUCACUGCCUCUACCUUCCCUAUGUCACACAUAUUCUCUUUCCCUCACACAUUCUCUCUCUCCCACCUCCCCAUCAUCACAGUGCAGUGUGUAUACGCUGAUUGCUGCAGUAUACGGGGACUGAUUGGGGUAUUGAGCUCACACACAUGCCUUCUUACAUGACUGCCCUCGCAUGUCUCCAGACAUAUGUCUCCACUCAGGCACCACUUCACCUCUCAUCUGAAGGGGAGAUGCUCAGCGGUGGAUUUAGAAGGUGAUUCAAUCGAUUUAUCACCCUUAUAUACUGAUUCACUGCAACAUGGCUCUGUUGGUCUUUUUCCUUCUGCUCUUGCCAUUACCUCUUCCUACUACAGCCUCCUCAACCAACUCUACCUCGUGUGGACCCACUGAUGAACAAAAUGGUGAAUGCAUAGAUGGGGUCCUGCUGCCCGCCUGGCUGCCUCACCCUCCCACCACAGGAGACCGAGCAGCCCGAGCUAUUGUGUAUUUUGUGGCACUUGUCUAUAUGUUCCUUGGCAUGUCCAUUGUAGCUGACCGUUUCAUGGCAUCCAUAGAAGUCAUAACAUCACAGGAACGUAAAGUCACUUUCCGGCGCCCAAAUGGAGAGGUGACAGUCACCAGUGUACGCUUGUGGAACGAGACUGUUUCCAAUUUAACAUUGAUGGCCUUAGGUUCCUCAGCACCGGAAAUAUUGCUUUCAAUUAUUGAGGUGGUUGGACGAGGGUUUGAAGCAGGGGAUAUGGGCCCCAGCACCAUUGUAGGCUCAGCAGCAUUUAACAUGUUUGUUAUUAUUGGCCUUUGUGUUUCAGUUGUCCCUGAUGGAGAGACCCGACGUAUCCGCCACCCACGUGUCUUUGCAGUCACUGCAUUUUGGAGUGUUUUUGCCUAUGUAUGGCUUUUUUUGAUCCUGUCUUGGUUCUCACCUGGAGAAGUCGAGGUGUGGGAAGCUCUACUUACAUUCUCAUUCUUCCCUCUGUGUGUUUUGCAAGCCUGGAUUGCUGACAGGCGUCUUCUUUUCUACAAAUAUGCUAGACGUGGCCGAGAAGGUAGAGCAAAAUACAGGGCAGGCAAAAGCAGAGGAGUACUCGUGGGGGCAGAAGAUGCAGAAGCUCAAGAAGAAGCUGGAGAGUUGAGAUUGGCUGGAGGAGAAAGACUAACAGAUGAGGAGGAAGAGGAGGAGAGAAGGGAUAUGGCCAGAGUUUUUAAAGAUAUGCGUCAAAGAUAUCCAGGAAAAGAUAUGGAGCAGUUGAUGGAGUUGACAAAUUACCAGUCCCUUGUUCAGCAGCAGAAAAGCAGAGCUUUCUACAGGAUACAGGCCACCAGAAUGAUGACUGGAGCAGGAAAUGUACUGAAGAAACAUGCAGCAGACCAAGCUAGGAGGGCCUUGACAGAUGGAGGGACCAGAGGAGCAGAAGGGGCAGGGCGUGGAGAAGAGGAAGAACCCUGGACUGAGAUGGAAUUUGAUCCUACACAUUAUCAGUGUUUUGAAAACUGUGGUACAGUUAGCCUUUGGGUGACUUGUAUAAGGGCUGAAGGAGAGGGUGCAGUGCAAGUGGACUACAGGACAGAAGAUGGCACAGCCAAUGCAGGGUCUGAUUAUGAGCUGGCCAAAGGUACACUAGUCUUCCAACCUGGGGAAGUCAAGAAGGAGUUGCGCUUGGGCAUUAUUGAUGAUGAUGUGUUUGAGGAGGAUGAGUAUUUCUAUGUACAAUUGAGCAACCCGCGGAAAACAAGAGGGGCAAGGGAGGGAACAGGCAGGGUAAGACUGGGGAAUGGCUGGAGGGCCACAGUGACUAUUUUUGAUGAUGACCAUGCAGGGAUCUUCAGCUUUGAAUCGGGCAGCUUGAGGGUGAGUGAGAGUGUAGGCACAACAAAAGUAAAAGUAGUAAGAGGAUCAGGUGCCCGAGGGAAAGUGGUGAUUCCCUACAAGACCAUGGAAGGCACUGCCAAGGCAGGAGAGGAUUAUCUCGAAGUGGCUGGGAAGGUCGAGUUCCAGAAUGAUGAGACCUCGAGAUUAAUUGAAAUACAGGUCAUCGACGAUGAAGAAUAUGAGAAAAAUAAAAGUUUCUUCAUAGAACUCGGGGAGCCAGAAAUGCAGAGAGGAGAUUCUGGUGAAAUGUGGCUUGUGGCAGCCAAAGGAGGAGGAGAAGUUGCUGGAAGUCCCAGUUUGGGGGAGCACCGUAAGAUGGAAGUCAUAAUAGAAGAGUCUUAUGAGUUUAAGAACACGGUGGAUAAGCUGAUAAAGAAAGCCAACCUGGCUCUUGUUGUUGGGAGCAGCAGCUGGAGGGAGCAGUUUGUGAGCGCAGUGACUGUGAGCGCAGGAGAUGAUGAUGAUGAUGAUGAGAGCAGUGAGGAAGGGCUGCCCAGUUGCUGCGACUACAUCAUGCAUUUCCUCACCGUCUUCUGGAAGGUUCUCUUUGCUUUUGUGCCUCCCACUGAGUACUGGGGUGGAUGGGCCUGUUUCCUUGUUUCCAUCUGCAUCAUUGGGAUACUCACUGCUGUUACUGGGGACCUGGCCACUCACUUUGGCUGCACUGUGGGACUCAAGGACUCGGUCACUGCUGUGGUCUUUGUUGCUUUGGGGACAUCUGUACCAGACACGUUUGCAAGUAAAGUUGCGGCUGUGCAGGACCCCCAUGCGGAUGCUUCCAUCGGAAAUGUGACAGGCAGUAACGCAGUGAAUGUUUUCCUGGGCCUGGGUGUGGCCUGGAGUAUCGCUGCCAUAUACUGGGCUGGGAAAGGUCAGAAAUUCCAUGUGGUCCCUGGGAACCUUGCGUUCUCAGUCACCCUCUUCACAGGACUCUCCAUUAUCUGCCUCGUCAUACUUCUCUAUAGAAGACGCCCACCCAUUGGUGGAGAAUUGGGAGGCCCACGGAUCCCUAAAGCCCUUACCUCACUCCUCUUCUUUGGGUUGUGGUUGAUUUACAUCCUAGUGGCAUCCCUGGAGGCUUAUUGUCACAUCCAUGGCUUCUGACGUCUUUCAUCAGCAGAAGUCUUCAUUGGAACCUGUCUUCCGGGAAUCCUGGGGCAAAGCAAACUUCUAGGGUUAUGAUGACUUCUUCUGGGACAACAUAUUAGAUCUCUGGUGGCACUGACAAAAAAUUCAAUGUUAAGAGACGUUUGUCAUCCCUAAUUUCUACUGUCUGGGGCAGUAACUAAAUGAAUCCCUUAGGAACACUUAGACAAUUGCCACUGUUCUGUAUUUUUAAUGGGAUAGUAAUACCCCAUGUUGAGGCAAUAAAUAGCAUUUCCAUCUUCUGAACUCACCAGCCAUACAAGAGGCACAAAUACCGUUAGAGCUAUGGAGAGGAACAGGAGUUUUCGAGGAGUCCAAGGCCUUUCCCUUCUACCUUAUUCUAUAAUUGUUACUACAAACAGCACAAUUUAACACAAGGAAUUUCUACAUAUGGGGCAACGUUUGUCUUUUUUGGGUUUCAUGGUUCAUUCCAAGGACUUGUUAAGCAUUAUGGUCAUGGAUUUGUUAAGUUGGGUUGGUGUGUGGAAGAGGAAAGUGUAAUUGAUGACUGAAUAAAGGGGGAUAGUGGAAGAAUACAACUAGUAGAGGGACUUGCAAAGUGGAGCUUUCAGGAGUGUAGGUACAGGAGUUGAAGGGAUCUUAAAGGAGAAUGAAAUGUUAAAGCUAAGUGAGCUUUAUCAGAAAGGUCUAUAUAAAUACACCAGUAACCCC
This is a messenger RNA of Xenopus laevis (African clawed frog), 4023 nucleotides long. Its product is annotated as sodium/calcium exchanger 1. The record is from RefSeq and is a predicted model, not a curated record. The transcript has 7 exons. Bases 634 to 3309 code for a protein of 891 amino acids. Lineage: Eukaryota; Metazoa; Chordata; Amphibia; Anura; Pipidae.